Scophthalmus maximus (turbot) is the source of this 2130-nucleotide messenger RNA. RefSeq lists its product as uncharacterized. Gene Ontology annotation, cellular component: endoplasmic reticulum. Bases 65 to 1624 code for a protein of 519 amino acids. The record is from RefSeq and is a predicted model, not a curated record. The transcript is spliced from 11 exons. Lineage: Eukaryota; Metazoa; Chordata; Actinopteri; Pleuronectiformes; Scophthalmidae. Gene Ontology annotation, biological process: response to endoplasmic reticulum stress; protein folding.
CCUUUCAUACCUUCCUGUCAAGCUUGUUCCAGUGUCCAGUUUGUCAGACUGUCGGCGAGCCGUCAUGAGGAGACCGCUGCUGCUGGGCCUGUCGGCCCUCUGUCUCUGUGUGUCCGCCGUCGUGGCAGCCGACGCACAGCGCGAGCGACAGGGAGACAAACCUCCCCCCGAGGAUGAUGGAGUAUUACAGCUGAGCAAAGGAAAUUUCAAUAGGGCACUGAGAAAACACAAGCAGCUCCUGGUGCAUUUCUAUGCUCCUAUGUCUGCGGAAGGCCACCGUGUGUCAGCAGCUUUCGAAGGUGCUGCUGCAGAGCUCCAGGGGUCAGAGGUCAAGCUGGCAGUCAUCGACGUGACCAAGGAGAAGGAGCUGGCGAAAGACCUGAACGCCACAGGUCCUCCGAUCAUCAGGCUGUACCUGGGUGGAGAUAGACACAACCCUGUGCCCUGCCCUGUUCCUCAGAGCUCGGCGUCCAUCUUGACGUGGCUGAAACGCAGGGCGGGGUCUGCGACUGACCUCAUCGCUGAUCUCCGCCUGUCGGAGGCCUCGGAGGAGAUGACAGUGGUCGGAUUCUUUAAGGAGCUGGAUCACGAGUACGUCCAGGUGUUCUACUCUGCAGCCGUUGACCUUCCUGACAUCAGCUUCGCCGUAACACAGAACGAUGAAGUCAUCAGUAAAUAUGGUCUCACUCACGAUGUUGUGCUGCUGUUCAAAAAGUCUGAGCUCAUCCAGGCUUAUAAAAUGAUGCCUCAGACAUCUAAAGAGGAGCUGCUCAUCUUUAUCACCGUCUACCAGAUGGACCCAGUGACUGAAUACACCGGCAAGACAGCCGCUGAGAUCUUAAGCUCACCUGUGUUUAAUCAUGCCCUCCUGUUCGUCAACAAAAGCUCUGCAGACUUUCAGGAGAUUUACUUUGCCUUUAACAGUGCUGCAGACGCAUUCAGGUUGAAGAUUCUGUUUGUGUAUGUGGACGUGGACGAGCCUCGUAACGGCAGGAUGAUGGAGUACUUCCGAGUGCGAGAUUUUGAGGCUCCUCUCAUCCGACUGGUCAACCUGACGGACCAUGUGACCUUUCACCUGCCCUCUGAUUCUCUGGACGCGGAGACCAUUAAGAAAUUCUGCCGGACCUACCUCGAGGGCAAGGCCAAGCCGAAGAUGCAGAGUGAGCCGGUACCUGAGGGAUGGGACAAGGAGCCGGUGAAGGAGCUGGUGGGGAUGACUCUGGAGAAAGUCGCCUUUAACCCCAACGAGACCGUUUUUGUCAUGUUCUAUCUGCCCUACAGCCAGGAGUCCCGCGCCCUCUUCCCGCUGUGGGAGGACCUGGCCGAGGCCUUGAAGGAGCGAGAGCACGUGGUCGUCGCUCGCAUCGACGCCUCCUCCAACGACAUCAACAUGUCGAUGCAGGGGUCCUACCCGUCGCUCUGCCUGUUCCCUGCCCUGCAUGCCGAAAGGGCGGUGGUUUACUCCGGGAGAAGGAAGUUGAAAGACCUGGUGAAGUUUCUAGAUGACGAGAUGGAAAAAGCCAAAAAAGACAGAGUUAAGGAGGAUGAAGACAGGAGGAAGUACGUCAAGGCCAUAAAAGCUGAGGAGGCAAAAAAAGCCAAAGAAACUAAAGAGGAGCUUUAGCGUGUGUGUGUGUGUGUGUGUGUGUGUGUGUGUGUGUGUGUCUUUGAUGCCUUUUAGUCAGUACUCUCCAAACAUGGAUCUGGUUUUAUCGAAUCAACCACGCUGUCCUUAACCAUCUUGUGAAAUCAAAUCCAAUAAAGUCCUCAGUUGAAGACUGAUGGUUGCAAGGUUUUUCAAUUAUCUAACCUCAGCGAGCUUCUGUCUUUGUCAAGUCACAAUGAAUUUCCCCCAAAAGACCCUUUCUGACCUCUGAUUGGAAUAAUAAUGAAUGUUAUGGAGCCCAAAUGAUGCAUCUACAUGGUUUUAUAUCAUCGGCCAAUUUUAGUUUCCAUCCAAAUUUACUCUAUUUGCUCUUAAGAUCUUAUGUUUGAGAUCUUUUAGAAUCUGUACACACUUUGUCCACCAGAGAGUUUCUUCUGUAAAAUGUCCUGCUCAGAACGUCAGCUGGUCACAAUUCUUCUGUAUAAAAGUAACUUAUGGGAUCAUUAAAAAAAACAUUUUGUUAA